Messenger RNA from Canariomyces notabilis, 1290 nucleotides. Its product is annotated as FAD/NAD(P)-binding domain-containing protein. Gene Ontology annotation, molecular function: FAD binding; monooxygenase activity. The coding region runs from base 1 to 1290 and encodes 429 amino acids. The record is from RefSeq and is a predicted model, not a curated record. Lineage: Eukaryota; Fungi; Ascomycota; Sordariomycetes; Sordariales; Chaetomiaceae. The transcript has a single exon.
AUGGCAAGCCACUUUCCGCGCCUCCCGCCCUCCGGGAUCACGGUGAUUGUCGUGGGAGCCGGCUUUGCCGGACUCGCGGCCGCCAUCGAGUGCGACCGCAAGGGGCAUUCGGUGACACUGUUCGAGAAGGUCGACAACAUCGAGGACAUCAUGCGGAUCGGCGACAUCAUCAGCUUCGACCCCAACGGAUCCAAGGCAUUCGAACGGUGGCCGGGCGUCGUCGACGCAAUGGAGGCCAUCGCACGCCAGACGUCCUGGCUCGACCUGUACCACCACCAAGGCAAAUUCGUAACCCGCCAGUCGUUCGCCCACGAAAAAGUCUGGGGACGACGCAUCAACGGCCACCGCGGCCAGCUGCACAACAUCAUCUACCGCCACGCCGUGGCCCGGGGCAUCGACAUCCGCCUGGGCUGCCGCGUCGAGGACUACUUCGAGACAGACAACCCUCCACAGGCAGGGGUGGUCAUCAACGGAUCACGCAUCUCCGCCGACGUGGUGAUCGCGGCCGAAGGCGUACGCUCUCGGGGGCGCAAGAUUGUGUUGGGCUUCGACGAGAACCCGAAAUCGUCCGGUUACGCGGUCUACCGCGCGUGGUUCCCGGCCGAGCGCAUCCGCGACAACCCCGUGCUCCGGCACCUCGUGAUCAAUGGCGACACGCACCAGGGCUUCAUCGGCCCGGACAUCCAUUUCCUGGCGUCGUCCAUCAAGAACGGGUCCGAGGUCAAUUGGGUCUUUACCCAUGUCGACGACGGCAACAUCGAGGAGAGCUGGCAGUUCCCGGGCAAACCUGAGGAAGCGCUCCGUUACCUUGAAGGCUGGUGCCCCGUCGUCCGGGAGCUCGUCAAGGCCACCCCAGAUGGCCGCCUCAUCGACUACAAGCUCGUCUACCGUGAUCCGCUGCCGACUUUUGUCUCACCCAAGGCGCGUAUCUGUCUCAUUGGGGAUGCGGCGCAUCCCUUUUUGCCGACUUCCAUUCAGGGGGCAAGCCAGUCGAUCGAGGAUGGCGUGGUGUUGGCGACGUGUCUUGAGCUGAGCGGGAGGGAAAACAUCCCGCGGGCGCUGCGGGCGUAUGAGAAGUUGCGUUAUGAGCGGGUGCACCGCGCGCAGGCCAUGGGUCCAAAGACGAGGGAGCGGUGGCACAAGGCGGAUUGGAACCAGGUGUGGCGCAACCCGGAGAUGAUUCAUUUGGUCAGGGAGCCGUGGCUGUUGAACUUUGAUGCUGAGAAGGAUGCAUACGAUCGGUAUGAGGCGGUGGUGGCCGAGAUGGAGAAACCCAGGGCGAGGCUCUGA